AUUUACUAUAUUUAUACUUUAUAGAUAUUUUUCCUCUCUGCAGGCCGAGUGUUUUUAUUACUUACCAAUAUCAAUCGGAGUUAUACUGCUAAACUCCAACUACUCCAUAAACAACCCCAAUUCACAAUAUGAGUACUAGAAGCAGUAAAUCUUAUUCCAACCUACAGGACUUAAACAGUAAACUUCUUCAGUCGCGACAGCAGCAACAACAACAAGCCAAAUUGACAUUUAAACCAGCAUUAUUACCAGUACUUAAUAGUCCUGAAGAUGUACGAGAUAGAUCAUCUACAUUUACUUCAAUAGAUUCACUUAAUUUUGAAAGUAUUCGUGAUACUUAUAUCCUUGGGUCUGAUUCGGAAGGGGACCUGAAUCAUCAUCAUCAUCACAGAAAUCAACAUCUUAGUGAAUCAGUUGAUAGUCAUAGUCAAAGUCAAAGUCAAAUUCAAAGUCAAAGUAAUAGUCAUAGUCCGGAUCCUCGACAUGUUCUUCAACCACCAGUUACUAAUUCUACAGGAGCUAAUAACGAUAAUGAUCAUCAUCAUAAUCCUGAAAGUCCAACUUGGAGAUUUAGUGAAAUUCUUAUUAGUUUCGGAUCAAUUAAAGAUAAAGAUGAAUACUAUAUUUUAUCUAAGGGAAAUGAUCUUAUAUUACUACUAAAGACAUAUCCUAAUCUUAAGAAUGAUAUUCUUAUUAAAAAUUUAAUUAAUCGAAUACAAUUUAUGUUUGUUCAUCGCGUUACUGAAAUAAGAAGUUUAGCCUAUAAAAUUUUAAGAUAUAUAAUAACUAAUUUUGAAAGUUUAAUGAUUCUUGUUCAAUCUAAAAUGUUGAUUUUUAUAAUCAUUACUAUGUCAACUACUCGAUCUUCAUUGGUCGAGAAAGAGCAAGCUUUAAAAUUAAUUAGAGAAUUCUUAACCAUUGAAAGAGGGUCAGAAUUAUUAUCUAUUGGAGUUAUUAAAUCAUUAAUUAGUGUAAUUGAAUGUAAUAAUGAACAUUUAAAUCAAUUAUCAAUUGAAUUAAAUGAUGAUAUCAAUAAUAUCAAUAACAAUAAUAACCAUAAUAAUAAUGGAAUGAGUUUUGAAACAAAUGAUCAUUAUCAAUCACAUCAAGGAAUUCCUGAUGGAUUUAAAAAUGUAUGUAUUGAAACCAUAUGUGAAAUUUCAUUAUCAAAUCCAGAACUUGUAUUUCAUAGUGGAGGUUUUAAAGUUAUAAUAAAUACUUUAAUUGAUGGGAAUUUUGAAAUGUCUACUAGUUGUCUUGUUAUUCUAUUUAAAAUUUUAGAUUAUAAGAAUAAUCGAAAAUUUUUAAGAAAUGGAUUUGAUCUUAAUUCUAUAAUAUCAAUAUUUUCUAAUGAAUUAGGGAAUUCUACUAAUGAUUCAUCUUCAUCUAAAUAUAAGAAAUUAAAUAAUUCUCGACUUCAAAAAAUUUCAUUUUUAAUUACAUUAUUACUUAAAAAUUUUAAUGGAUUAAUGGCAUUCUCAAUAAAUCAAUUUGAAACAUUAAAUGAAUUAAUAAUUAAUCUUCGUAAAAAGCAUCCAAAGAUUAGAGAUUAUAUUCUUGAUAUAAUUUUUGAUAUUUUAAGAAUUAAAAGUUUACCAUGGUUAAGUUCAACUUCUAUUGGAGAUAAUAUUAAUAAAUUUAAUAAUUAUUUAAAUCCAACUAAAUCAGAUAAGGGUUCAUUUAUUUAUCAAGAAUUAAAUAAAUCAGUUAAUGAAUUUGAAUAUAACCUUAUAAAUCAUUAUCGAGGUUUAUUAACUUUAAUACUUAUUAAGAAUAAUAUAUUCCAAUAUUUAACUGAAAUUAUUGAAGAAAAUACUGAUUCUGAUAAUACAACUAAAGCAACUAUAUUAUUAACUAAUAUUUAUUCAUUAGCUAAUAAUUUAUUACCACCAGAAUUAAUUAAUAAAGAUUUAAUACUUCCAAAAUUUUCUUCAUUAUCAUCAUCAUUUGAAUUUGAAAAAUUUACCAGAACUAAAUUUCAUCCUUCAAAAGUAUAUAAUAAGAAUCUUCAAAAUUAUAUUUCUACUAUAAAUCAAAGAUCUAAAUAUAAUAUUGAAGAUUCUGAAAUUAAAGCAUUAAUUACUAAUACUAAAGUAAUUCAUAUUAAAGAAUUUGAAGAAUGGAAUUGGAAAACAUUAUCUACUUUAAUUCAAGGUCCAUUAACUAAUCCAAAACGAUUUGAUGAAAUUUUAGAAAAGAAUCCUAAAUUUCUUAAACGAUUAAUAUCAUUUUAUCGACCAUUUAAAUUUAGAUUUUGUAAUUUACCAUUAUCUAAACGUCAAAGUUCUACAUAUCUUGAAAUUGGAGUUCAAUUAUUUGAAAUGUUAGUAGGAUUUGAAAGUGGUCUUAAAUAUUUAUCAAGUUGUAAAAUUCUUCCUCAAUUAUCAGAAAUUUUUGCUCAAAUUGAUCCUUAUAGUGGGAUUGAUAGUAAAGAUCCAAUAUUAUCUCGAGAAAAAUUACGUAAUACUUGUAGUUAUGGAUAUCUUCGAUUUAUUGGAGUAUUAACUACUAAACUGGAAGGAUUAAAAUUAUUAGAAAAAUGGCAAUUUACUAAUUUACUUUUAAAUAUUAUUGAUAAUUCUCGUUUAAGUCAUAAUACUGAUUAUUUAAUUGUAAAUUUAUUUAAAUAUGUGGAUUUUACUAAAGAUAGUCAAUUUCGAAAUUUAUUAAGUCAAUGCUUAAAAAUAUCAAAUUUUAAAGUUAAAUAUGAUUUAUUAAAUCAUUUAAUUCCUAAAUUAUUAAAUACUAAAGAAUGUGAAUUAUUUAUUUUAAAAUUAUUAGUUAAUAAUUUAUAUGAUGAAAGUGAAGGAGAAAUUGAAACUAAUCAUAUAGUAUCAGAUUCUAUUGAUUUAUUAUAUGAUUAUUUUAAUAAACUUGAAAAUUUAGAUAAUUUACCAUACUUUAUUAAUUUAAGACCUUCAAUAACUAUCUUAAAUUCUCAUCAUAAUGGGAAAAGAUUAUUAUUAAAUUUUCUUAAACUGUCAUUAGGAUUUAAAUAUCUUGAUGAAUUUGGAUAUAUUGAUGAAAGAUUUAAUAAUUGGGUUAUAACUGAUGGAUUUCAAUAUCUUAAUAAGAUUGAAACUCUUAUCUAUGCAAAUUUCUUUCCUUAUGUUACUAUAGAAACUACUAAUAGUAAUGAUUCUGAUUAUUAUUCAAUUAAUUUCUUUAAAUAUUUAUUAUCAACUGAAGAAGGAUUAAAUUAUUUUACAAAUUUUCAUCAUAAGAAUUAUAUUGAUCAAUUAAUUAAAAAUACAGAAAUAGUUGCUAAUAAAUUACUUCAUGAUGAUGAAUUCUUAGAUAAUUUUGAGAAUAAUUAUAAUGAUAAAGAAGAACAAAAUCGUCAUUUAAUAUUACUUAAUAAUUUAAAACAAAAUCUUUGGAUUAUUGGUAAUAUUGCUAGUGGAACUUAUGGUAUACAAUUAUUAUUAAAUAAUACUAUGUAUACUGGAGAAAUUGAUACAUCAAUUAUUAGUACUAUAUUAGAACUCUUUAAAUUUUGUCCAAUUUGGCAAAUAAGAGGUAUAUGUUUUUAUGUAUUAGGUAUGAUAUCUUCUACUGAAGAAGGAGUAGAAAUUCUUGAUGAACUUAAUUGGGUAACUGUAUUUGAUCAAUAUUCUCAUAGUAAAAGUUUAUGUUAUCCUCGUCAAGAUAUUACUAAUAUAUUUAAUGUGGAAAUUACUAAUCCUUAUAGAAAUAAUCGUUAUUAUGCUAUUUUUAAUAGUGGAACUUCAGCUACUUUAAAUAUUACUGAUAUGUGGAAUGAUAGUAGAAAUGGUUCAUUAUCAGCAGAAGGUUUAAUAGGUGAUAGUACUAAUAAAAUUAAUGAUAAUUCUACUAAUUCAUCUCAUAAUUCAAGAGAGAAUUUAAUCUUAUUUGAUACUAAUGAAAUAAUUAAUAAUAGAGUCAUUUAUCUCCUUCAAUAUUUGAAUGCUGUGAUUGGGAAAAUUGAACGGAAAGCCACUAAAGAAUUAAUUAAACUUAAACGUUCAUCACCAGAGAUAUUUGAAAAUACUCAAUUAUUUCUUGAAGUUAUCAAACUCAUCGACAAGGGUAACUUUAAGUUUGAAAAGAGAAAAUUUAUAUUUGAUCUCUUUCUCAAUACUAAAGUAUUGGAGACUUUACUUAAACGGGAGAGAAAGAAUUCUAUUAAAGUAUAG
Molecule: messenger RNA, 4154 nt
Organism: Scheffersomyces amazonensis
Lineage: Eukaryota; Fungi; Ascomycota; Pichiomycetes; Serinales; Debaryomycetaceae
Gene: TSC11
Product: TORC2 complex subunit
Exons: 2
Coding region: 129-4154 (1341 amino acids)
Biological process (GO): TORC2 signaling
Cellular component (GO): TORC2 complex
Source: RefSeq, a predicted model, not a curated record